Messenger RNA from Pyrus x bretschneideri (Chinese white pear), 2774 nucleotides. Its product is annotated as probable galacturonosyltransferase 14. Gene Ontology annotation, molecular function: polygalacturonate 4-alpha-galacturonosyltransferase activity. Lineage: Eukaryota; Viridiplantae; Streptophyta; Magnoliopsida; Rosales; Rosaceae. The transcript is spliced from 6 exons. The record is from RefSeq and is a predicted model, not a curated record. Bases 469 to 2073 code for a protein of 534 amino acids.
GAUCAAUCAAAGACGUCCUCACAAAUUCGGAAGGAAAGCUUUUGCACAAAAACAAAAACAAAACCCAAAAAACCAACGUUUUUUUUUCUCUCUCUUCAUCCUUUCUCUCUCUUGAUCCAUGCUUCCCGACCCAGAAAACCACAAUAGAUUGUUUGGUUGAGAUCUGAAAUUAAUUAAUCAAAAAAGGGGGGAAGAGGAAGGAAAGAUUGCCCAUUUUUCGAUUUCGUCGAAUCUCCAAUGCGGUCUUCGCGAAGGCCCAGAAGAAAGAGCAAAGAUUUGAGCAGGAGGAGCGGCAGAUCUGAGUUGGGCAGCGUCGAAUCUCGUUGUGGUUGGGGAUUUGGAGUCGCGUUUGGCGGGUUUGGAUCUAAUGGUGAGGUGGGCAUGGGCGGCGGUGGCAUUGAGUGGCGGUAGGUCGGGCGGUGCUAUUGAGUUGCAGAAGAAUAAGGAGGAGGGGCUGCAUAGACGACGAUGCAGCUUCACUUCUCGCCUAGUAUGAGAAGCAUAACGAUCUCGAGCAGCAAUGGGUUUAUUGACUUGAUGAAGAUCAAGGUCGGAGCUCGCCACAUCUCUUAUCGAACGGUUUUCCACACCAUUCUAAUCCUCGCUUUCUUAUUGCCUUUCGUCUUCAUUCUCACUGCUGUUGUUACUCUUGAAGGUGUCAACAAGUGCUCCUCAUUUGACUGUUUAGGUAGGCGCUUGGGACCAAGGCUUCUGGGUAGGGUUGAUGAUUCAGCGCAGAGACUGGUUAGAGACUUUUACAAGGUUCUAAACCAAGUGAACACUGAAGAAAUCCCGGCUGGUCUAAAACUUCCAGAUUCAUUUAAUCAACUUGUUUCUGAAAUGAAGAACAACCAGUAUGAUGCAAGGACCUUUGCUUUCAUGUUAAGAGCAAUGAUGGAGAAUUUUGAAAAGGAAGUCAGAGAGUCUAAGUUUUCAGAGUUGAUGAACAAACACUAUGCAGCAAGUUCUGUGCCCAAAAGUAUUCACUGUCUGUCUCUGCGUUUGACUGAUGAAUAUUCAUCCAAUGCUCAUGCACGCAAACAAUUGCCUCCUCCAGAAUUACUGCCAUUGCUCUCUGACAAUUCCUAUCACCACUUUAUUCUAUCAACUGAUAACAUUCUGGCUGCUUCAGUUGUUGUUGCUUCUGCUGUCCAGUCAUCUCUACAACCUGAAAAGAUAGUCUUCCAUGUCAUUACUGACAAGAAAACCUACGCGGGUAUGCACUCAUGGUUUGCACUCAACCCUGUGUCCCCUGCUAUUGUUGAAGUGAAAGGUGUGCACCAAUUUGAUUGGUUAACAAGAGAAAAUGUUCCAGUCCUUGAAGCCGUAGAAAACCAAUAUGGAAUCAGGAAUUAUUACCACGGGAAUCAUAUUUCAGGGGCCAAUCUUAGUGCUACAACUCCACGGACAUUUGCAUCAAAAUUGCAGGCUAGAAGUCCAAAAUACAUAUCCUUACUCAACCAUCUCCGGAUUUAUAUUCCUGAGCUAUUUCCCAACCUUGAUAAGGUGGUUUUCCUAGACGAUGAUGUUGUGAUUCAACGAGAUUUAUCACCACUUUGGGAAAUUGACCUUGGAGGAAAGGUCAACGGAGCUGUUGAAACUUGUAGAGGUGAAGAUGAGUGGGUGAUGUCCAAGCGAUUCCGGAACUACUUCAAUUUUUCCCAUCCCCUCGUAUCAAAGAAUUUGGACCCUGAAGAAUGUGCAUGGGCUUAUGGGAUGAAUAUUUUUGAUCUCAAUGCCUGGAGAAAAACAAAUAUUAGAGAGACUUACCAUUCCUGGGUGAAAGAGAAUCUGAAGUCGAAUCUGACAAUAUGGAAGCUUGGGACCCUACCACCUGCUUUAAUUGCAUUUAGAGGUCAUGUUCACGCAAUUGAUCCAAAGUGGCACAUGCUUGGGUUGGGUUAUCAAAGUAAGACCGAUAUUGAAUCUGUGUCAAGGGCUGCAGUUAUACACUAUAAUGGUCAGUCAAAACCAUGGUUGCAGAUUGGCUUUGAGCAUCUUCGGCCAUUUUGGACCAAGUAUAUCAACUACUCGAAUGACUUUGUAAGGAACUGCCACAUCUUGGAGUCAUAGCGGUUGUCUAGAGGUGCUCAAACAGGAGAUAGAACAAGAAAAGACAUGAUUAUAUGGUAUUCAUGAAGUUUUUUUUGCAGCUCGAAAUUUUUCGAGAUAUAUUUGAGGAGACAAGCAGAAAAUUCACCGUUGGGGUAGAACUUCCCAGUUCCGGAAUCAAUUUCAUCCCCUGAAAUUCUGCAGACAACAACCAGCAUCCUCAUUAUAACAGCAUGAGAUUCAUUCUUUCAUUCUGUAACAUAGCAAUCUGUCCUCAUUUUUUGGUUCGGAGAAAGGAUAGUAUUAUUGGUCUUCGUGGCGGGGGGUUUUGCUUGAUUUCUUUGCACACAUGAGAAUAAAGUGAAAUUCAGACGACAAGGUGCCUUAUGUCAAUAGCAUCAUACUGGUUGGUGUAGGGAAGGGAAAGGCUAGGACAGGUCUUUUGUGAGGCUCUCCCAUUAGCCCAGAUAUGUUUCUUUUCGCUCCAUUUUUUUUCCUUCGAAAAUAUUCUCUCGUAUUCAUUUUUGUUAGUAGCCAUUUCUUCCCCCCUGUUUAUUUGAUAUCACGAUGUUGAACUUUAGGAGUAGGACAUGGAGAUUGCUCUGUUACAGGUCCCAUUGAAUUGGGGAGCUGUUUUUAGGUACAUCGAUAUCGGUAUUUGUUUAUGUACUGUUCACGAUAGACAUUUAAAAUGUGCACAUAAAUUCUUUUUUCCCGGAUUC